Molecule: messenger RNA, 1223 nt
Organism: Coregonus clupeaformis (lake whitefish)
Lineage: Eukaryota; Metazoa; Chordata; Actinopteri; Salmoniformes; Salmonidae
Product: anaphase-promoting complex subunit 15
Exons: 5
Coding region: 124-492 (122 amino acids)
Biological process (GO): regulation of mitotic cell cycle spindle assembly checkpoint
Cellular component (GO): anaphase-promoting complex
Source: RefSeq, a predicted model, not a curated record
CCGGUUUCCGGUCAGUUGAAUUUUGAAAUUCAUAUUUUGAUAUCUAGUCGGGAUAGUGGUUUUACAGGUGGGUGCUGAUAGCUAUCCUGCCUCAGUGAAGUGUGUGUGUCCUCUCAGACAGAGAUGGCCACACUGUUUCCCUCGCUGUUUCCCCGGUUGACAGAGUCUCUGUGGUUCAACCUGGACCGGCCAUGUGUGGAUGAGACAGAGCUACACCAACAGGAGCAACAGCACCAGACCUGGUUACAGAGCAUCGCAGAGAAGGACAAUAACCUGAUGCCUAUUGGCAAGCCAAUCUUCGAGCAGACAUUUGACGAGGAGGAAGAGGAGGAGGAUGAGGAUGAGGAAGAUAGUGAAGAAGACUCUGAGGAUGAAGAGGACAUGCAGGACAUAGAUGAGAUGAACGACUACAACGAGUCACCGGACGACGGCGAGGUCAACGAGGUGGAUAUGGAGGGAGCAGACCAAGACCAAGACCAGUGGAUGAUCUAGACCAGAGUAAUCCUCGCUACUCUCUGAUUCCCCCUUAGUACCAGCAGGAUAGGUGCUCAUCUACUCUCCCUGACAGUGUCUCUUGGCUGGUGUACUUUGCCUGCUGUUCACACCCACCAUGAGAAACGACAGGUUGAGCGGUGUGGUGUUUUACUGCAUGGAGGAAGUGCGUGUUCUCUCAUUCAGUGUUCUACAGUUGCAAUGUGUGAAUGUGUGAAGACUGUAAACUGUAAAAGUUUCUAGAGAUAAGUGGUUUUGCAACAUUAGGAGAAAGAAAGCCUCCUCCACCUCAACCCCCCUCUGCUAGUUCUGUCCUCCCCCACAGAUCGAGACAGUCAGCCCCCUUGUUUAGACUACACACACACACACACAUUAAACUCAAGGACAUCUGAGUGCCCACUCACUCCCCUCUCUGGUACUCGUUGUUCUGUCUGAGUGUGUACUUCCCCCCGUCGCCAGUCAUGUGUCACAUCUAAAUGGGUCCCCCUAAAACAGCUGAAUAGGCAUAAACCACAGCCUGUACACUGCACUUGAGUAAUCUGCUGUGUGUGUGUGUGCGCGUGGCCAACAGAAAUCUGAAGAGUAAAAAAACGUGCUAUAGAAUGUCAGUAUUCAACAAAACUGAUUGAGUUGUAAAAAGGAACUCAGUUUUAUGUAUGUAUGUAAAGUAAAUAACUUUUUAAUUGGUAAAGUGUCUUAUGUAAAUAAAGAAAAACAAUGUGUACAGAGAA